CAAGCCGUUGCGAGUCACGUUCAAGCCUCAACGCCCAUCGCAGAUUCAGUUCGCUUCCGGGCCCUAUGCGACAGGCGCGGUCAUCAUGGCGGCCAAAUCCAAGAAGCUGGACCCGGUUUGGGAUGAUCUCGAUAGGAUCAUGGGCCAAUUGUUCAUGAUGGGGUUCGACGGGACCACUGUUACCCCACACAUUCGGACAAUUAUCGAAGAGUUCCAGGUUGGCUCCAUCCUGCUUACUGCAAAGAAUUGCAAAUCUGCCGAACAGACAACAAAGCUCUGUUAUGACUUGCAAAAGAUUGCCCAUGAAGCUGGCCACCCGGUGCCUUUGGCCAUCGGUCUUGAUCAAGAAAAUGGUGGUGUCAACAGUCUUUUCGACGAGAUCUACAUCCGCCAGUACCCCAGCAACAUGGGUAUGGCAGCCGCAGGAUCGACCGACUUGGCUCUCGAAGUAGCAAAAGCAACUGCACAAGAAAUCGCUGCCUGCGGCAUCAAUUGGAUUUUCGGACCAUGCCUGGACGUUCUCACCAAUGCACGGAAUCAACCUCUCGGAGUCAGAACAGCUGGCGACGACCCUCAGGAAGUUGCUGCAUACGGCUGCGCGUUCAUGCAAGGCUACAAGGAGGCUGGAGUCGUGACACUGGGGAAGCAUUUUCCGUCAUACGGUAAUCUUGAGUUUCUUGGCUCGACUCUCGAUGUCCCUAUAAUCACAGAGUCACUGGAGCAGCUGAGCCUGAGCGCACUGAUCCCUUACAAAAAGGCUAUUGAGAGAGGCCUCGACUCGAUGUUCGUCGGUGGUUGCGCAAUGUCUUCGGCGGGUCUGAAUGCCAUGCACGCCUGUCUUUCCGAGCAGGUCAUCGACGGACUCUUACGAACCGACCUGAGGUUCGACGGUGUAGUUGUUUCCGAGUGCCUCGAGAUGGAAGCGCUCAGUCACAACAUUGGCGUUGGCGGCGGCACAGUCAUGGCUGUCAAUGCUGGUUGCGACAUUGUCCUUCUCUGCCGAUCAUUCGAAUUCCAACAAGAAGGGAUGAAAGGGCUAAAGACUGGAAUUGAAAACGAGGUGGUCUCCAAAUCAAGGAUCUUCAACUCCCUCAGACGUGUAUUAGCAUUGAAGGCAAAAUGUACGUCUUGGGAGAAGGCAUUGAACCCUCCAGGUAUCGACUACCUUGAAACACUUCAGCCUUCACACACAGCACUGUCCACAAAAGCGUACAACAGCUCUAUCUCGGUUGUACGUGACAAGAACAGGCUUCUACCACUGACCAAUAUUCUGGAGAGCGAAGAAGAGCUACUUCUACUUACGCCGCUGGUGAAACCGCUGGCUGCAUCCGCUGCAUCGCGGGAGCUGUCUGAUGCAGCUGCUACUCAUUCGCCCGAACCCCAUACUUGGGAACACAGCUCAUCUGUGAUGAGCGGAGAGCGAGUAUUCAGAGAACUGGGAAGGUCUCUGGCUAGACAACGAAACGGUCGAGUGCUACACACUUCCUACACAGCCAAUGGCGUUCGACCUGUGCACGAGAAUCUCAUCAACCGUGCAAGUGCGAUCAUCGUCCUCACUGCAGACGCCAACCGGAACCUAUACCAAUCUGGCUUCACAAAGCACGUAUCGAUGAUUUGCAACAUGCAGUACACCACGGGCGGCGAGAAGCGGGAGAAGCCUUUGAUUGUGGUCGCUGUGAGUUCACCAUACGACUUCGCUAUGGACACUUCGAUUGGGACAUACAUUUGCACGUACGACUUCACCGAGACGGCGCUCAACUCCUUGGUGAGGGUUUUGUAUGGCGAGCUCUCACCGACAGGGACGCUACCUGGAACCAUCAGUAAGAGCCAGAAGUUACAUCCUUCGAGACAACAUUGGCUGGUCGAGAUCUUCAACGAGGAACGAGACGCAAACGCCCUUGAUGCCCUCAUCAAUGUAGUUAUGGAAGGCACGGCGCCAAAUCAGCGGUCAGAGUUGUCAAGUGCAACUUCUAGCUCGUUCAUACUACACCAUCCUGAAGUCGAAGAGUCGCACUUUGUGGUAAGGAACAGCAGCACCCAAGCUUUGUAUGGAUUUUGCUCCACAUACUUCUUCAAGUCGACAGGCACUGGAGUCAUCAGCGCGCUGUUUGUCGAUCCGGCCAGGAGGAAAUUAUCCAUUGGCCACUCGCUACACAACCGGGCCAUCAGAACUUUGUUGCAGAAAGAAGGCAUCAAGCGGUUCCAGCUGGGUUCUCGGUUACCGAGUGUGUAUCUUGGAAUCCCUACAGGUCACGGUGCUGAGCGUAAACGGUUACGCUCGUGGUUCGCUAACCUCGGUUGGAAUGCAGCGCUCUCACGACCAAUCUGCAGUAUGGUAGCUCGCAAUUUGCAGGCCUGGACUCCACCUGAAGGUAUGGCAAAGAGCUUAGCGAGUGCUGGAGCACAGUUCGAUCUUGUCUACGGUUGGGACUACGCAGGGCCUAUUCUGGACCACAUCAAGACCAGCAAUCGACAAGGACUGGCUGAGGUCUACAAGCUUGCCCUUCAAGACCCCCAGGCUUGCGGCAUCAUCCGUGCCAAACGCCCAGAAGACGGCGCUCUGCUAGGCACUGUGGUGCUUUACAACCAGCACUCACGACUUUCUGAAUACAUACCGCCACUAAAAGAUCUCAAUGAAUCAGCUGGGGGUAUCUCUUCACCGGUGAUAUCGCCAGGUGCAGGAGAGUACUCGACAUUGCUUCAAGGGCUCAUCCUGCUUGGAAUGCGGCAGAUCAGGGCACAGGGUUGCAAUGCCUGUUUGCUGGAUUAUAUGGAUGGUGAUGGGAAUUUUGACGGCUUCUUUACGAUGGGCUUCGACGUCAUGCACAACUUCGAGGAAGUGUCAUGUGACGCAGCAACGUGGACUACGAUACCGCCUGCUUAG
Macroventuria anomochaeta is the source of this 2884-nucleotide messenger RNA. RefSeq names its product glycoside hydrolase family 3 protein. Gene Ontology annotation, molecular function: acyltransferase activity, transferring groups other than amino-acyl groups; hydrolase activity, hydrolyzing O-glycosyl compounds. Gene Ontology annotation, biological process: peptidoglycan turnover; carbohydrate metabolic process. The transcript is spliced from 5 exons. Lineage: Eukaryota; Fungi; Ascomycota; Dothideomycetes; Pleosporales; Didymellaceae. The record is from RefSeq and is a predicted model, not a curated record. The coding region runs from base 86 to 2884 and encodes 932 amino acids.